AUGGUGCGGCAACGAGUUGCAAGUCCUUAUGAGAAACGCCUAGCUAUUCGAGAGGAUCUUGGCUACUUCAACUCCGCAGCCGUGGGAGGGGUAUACGAGUUUGAUAAUGGCGAAUUCGAAGUGAAAUUGGCUCACUCGUACAUGCCAGCUUUAAAAAGUUGUAUUGAGACAUACCCUCAGAUGAUGAUGGUAAUGAAAGGCAAAGAUACCAAUGAGCCUUUGUGGGAGGUGGUGCCACAUCUGAAUCUGGCAGACCACGUCUCGAUCCUUACUGAACAAGCCAUUGAGGAUGAAGGCGAAGCCGCCGUCAUCGAGAAAGUCUUGCCAUCUAUCGUCGAUCAGAAGUUCACUGAUCCGUCUUCACCUCCAUGGAGGCUUGUUGUGCUGCCAUUUUUGUCUACGAGCAAUCCUCGUUGCUUCAUCGCGUACGUCUCCUCCCAUGCGACAGCGGAUGGUGGGUCCGGAUGCGUCUUCCAUCGGACUUUCAUGAGCGCUUUGCGAAAGUUCGCCGCCGUCCAGCUGGAUGAUACCGUGAUCAAAGCGUCUGAGGCAUCGCUUCCCGAACCUUUUGACACUCCUGAGAGGCUUCCCAUCUCCCCUGAAUUCAUGAAGUCUUUGGCAAGCGCCAACGUCGUUGAUGGUAAUACUUGGACCGGCUCCCCCGUUUUCCUCGGCCCUGAAGGAUUGCAAACUGGACUGCGGAUUAUCGAAAUUGGGAAUUCCCAAGUAAAGUCUGCUUUAGCAGCCUCACGUGUACAUGGUACGAAGCUCACGGGCUUGUUCCAUCAGCUCGUCGUGAGGGCAUUAAGCAAGGCUAUUCCAGUCGAGAAUGGCACAAACUUUGCCUCACAGACUGCAAUUGACAUGCGAGCCGCGAAUGGCUCUACAUUAGCGUGGGGCAACUUUGUGUCGGGUCUGUCUCAUUCUCAUCAACGUACAGACUCAUCUAAGCCUAUAUCUGACGAGACUUGGGCCAACGCCAGAGUCAUUUCUGAUAAGCUUGCAGAGUGUAGUUUGCGACUAGAGGACCAAAUGAUUGGUAUGAUCAGAUUCGUCCCGGAUCAUCGCGCCUCUAUGACGCAAAAGCUGGGAAAAUCUCGUGACGCUUCUUUUGCACUGAGUAACCUUAACGCGUUCGACGGUGUUACUGAAGGAGGUGUAUGCAAAAUUAGCAAAUUCUUGAUGGCAACAUCCGCCGCUGUCCCCAGCGCAACCCUUAGCUUUUGUAUUGCUAGCGUCAAGGAUGGUAAUUUGACCUGUGUCGUGACGUGGCAGAAGGGUGCUCUGGGAUGCCUUCCGGAGCAAGAGCAUACUCUUCUCGAUGUUAUUUGUUCUUCUAUCAAAGAGGACUUUGAAAGUUUGGCUGCAUAACUACAACGAAUACGUGCUUACAGGUAGCCUAGAAGCAUCGUUGUGCAGCCAGGCAUGUUGAUAACAACUAAGAAAUUAGAUAAAAGAGGUUUCUCUUG
This is a messenger RNA of Talaromyces stipitatus ATCC 10500, 1469 nucleotides long. RefSeq lists its product as uncharacterized. The record is from RefSeq and is a predicted model, not a curated record. NCBI's taxonomy places the organism in Eukaryota, Fungi, Ascomycota, Eurotiomycetes, Eurotiales, Trichocomaceae. Gene Ontology annotation, molecular function: N-acetyltransferase activity. The coding region runs from base 1 to 1371 and encodes 456 amino acids. The transcript has 2 exons.